Vespa mandarinia (Asian giant hornet) is the source of this 2008-nucleotide messenger RNA. It is a transcript of the gene Shmt, whose product is annotated as serine hydroxymethyl transferase. Gene Ontology annotation, biological process: tetrahydrofolate interconversion. Gene Ontology annotation, molecular function: glycine hydroxymethyltransferase activity; pyridoxal phosphate binding. The record is from RefSeq and is a predicted model, not a curated record. Lineage: Eukaryota; Metazoa; Arthropoda; Insecta; Hymenoptera; Vespidae. Gene Ontology annotation, cellular component: nucleus; cytoplasm; mitochondrion.
UCCUCUAGUGUAUACGUGAAAAUGGCGAAAAAUUAGAAAGGUCCUAUUACGAUAUAGAUCAGUAUAGAGUUAGAAAAGCCAUAUAUGGAACGGGCUUUAUACGCUUCAGAUAUACACGCGGAUUAUUUCGUAAACGUAAAUUAUUGAGAGAAAUUUUAAUAUUCAUUUUUAUCGUGAUCCAUUAGAUUUAUUUUAGGUUAUACCUCAGUUAAGUUAUCUAUUAUAGAUAAAAUAAAACCAUAAAUAUCAUAAGUGAAGAAACAUCUUUGGAUUCAACGUGCGUUUAUCAUUAAUAAAAAUUAUUUACGGAACGUCGCGUUGUUGUCGUAAAAUUGUAUAUAUUUAAAUUACGUUAGUUCAUUCGUUGAUCAUUGAAUAAAAAAACAAAAAAUGUUUCGUACGUGUAUUAAUUUAAAUCGUCGCGGUUUUCGAUUGGCACGAAGGAACUUACUUCUUAAACGAACAACAUGCGGCAUGAAUGCCGUUGAAAUUCCUCAAGGAUAUAUUUUAAACGAUCGUUACAUUUCGCAUAAGAGUUUCCAUGUUACUACACGUGCAACCACUUGUGGCGUUUCGAAUCAAAAAACGAUGCCUGAUAUACUGUAUGGUAAUGUCUGGGAACUUGACCCAGAAUUAUUUAAGUUAAUGGAAAAAGAAAAGAAACGUCAACACUCUGGCCUUGAAAUGAUUGCCAGUGAAAAUUUUACAUCUCUUAGUGUAUUACAAUGUUUAAGUUCUUGUCUUCAUAAUAAAUACAGCGAGGGUCUUCCUGGACAAAGAUAUUAUGGAGGAAAUGAAUACAUAGAUGAGAUAGAAAUAUUAGCACAGAAAAGAUCUUUAGAGGCAUUUAAUUUAAAUCCUGAAGAAUGGGGAUGCAAUGUACAACCUUAUUCUGGAAGUCCUGCCAAUUUUGCAGUAUAUACGGGAUUGUUAGAACCACAUGGUCGUAUCAUGGGCUUAGAUCUUCCAGAUGGUGGACAUCUUACGCAUGGAUUUUUUACUCCAACCAAGAAGAUUUCAGCAACAUCCAUCUUUUUUGAAUCAAUGCCUUAUAAAGUUAAUCCUGAAACGGGUUUCAUUGAUUAUGAUAAAUUAGCAGAGCAAGCACAAUUGUUUAAACCUAAAAUUAUUAUAGCAGGAGUGUCUUGUUACAGUAGAUGUUUAGAUUAUAAAAGAUUUAGAGAAAUUGCAGAUCAGAACAAUGCUUACUUGUUCAGUGAUAUGGCCCAUGUUUCUGGUUUAGUCGCAGCAGGUUUAAUUCCUAGUCCAUUCGAAUACAGUGACGUUGUUUCAACUACAACUCAUAAAACUUUGAGGGGUCCUCGUGCUGGUGUCAUUUUUUACAGAAAAGGCAUUAGAAGUGUUACAAAAGAUGAAAAGAAAAUUAUGUAUGAUUUAGAAAAUAGAAUUAAUCAAGCAGUAUUCCCGGGACUUCAGGGUGGACCUCAUAAUCAUGCAAUUGCUGCCAUUGCUACGACAAUGAAGCAAGUUAAAACACCUGAAUUUCAUGCUUAUCAAAAACAAAUCAUUUCUAAUGCAAAGAGAUUGUGUGUUGGCUUACAAAAUCUUGGUUACAAGAUUAGCACUGGAGGAACUGAUGUUCAUAUGCUUUUAGUAGAUUUAAGACCCUUUGGAAUUACAGGUUCUAAAGCAGAAAAAAUUUUAGAAGAAAUUUCGAUAGCAUGUAAUAAAAAUACUACUCCCGGUGAUAAAAGUGCCCUUAAUCCUGGUGGUAUUAGAUUAGGUACACCAGCACUGACUACACGUGGUUUCAAAGAAGAAGACAUAGAUAAAGUUGUCAAUUUUAUACAUAAAGGAUUACUAUUAUCUAAGGAAAUAAGUAAAAUUUCUGGACCUAAACUUGUAGAUUUUAAGCAAGUAUUGAAUACUAAUGCCGAUAUCAAAGCUAAAGUUGCUGCAUUAAAAGAGGAAGUAGAAACUUUCUCUCACCAAUUUCCAAUUCCAGGAAUUGAACAAUAUUAAUUAUUUUUAUAUUAAAAAAAAAAAA